CCGUAUAAAACACCAUACCUGUACGUAUUUUCUUAGAUCUUAUCUGAUAUUUAGAAUACUGGAAUCUCCGGACGUGAUAAUCAAGAUGCCUACAGAAUUCAUCAGUUUGACGUUCCCGAACCCAUCCACGGAGCUCAACCCGCUCCCGAACCCGGCUAUUGACCCGGACUUCCUAAAGCGGUAUGCCCGGAACCUGGAUGAUUAUGAAUUCAACUAUACUCUUGUGCCGUACCACUCGUCGUACUUUGACCCUUUCACCAUCGGCGCUACUAUCGCCGCUGCGACUAAAAAUCUAAAAGUUAUCAUUGCGCUUCGCCCAAACACAUUAUACCCCACGGUAGCGGCCAAGGCGCUAGCCACUCUAGAUCAGCUCAGCCGAGGCCGAGCCGUAGUGCACUUCAUCGCCGGUGGCAGUGAUGUUGACCAGGCAGCAGAGGGUGACUUCCUGAACAAGGAAGAGCGCUAUGCUCGACUUGAAGAGUACAUCAAGAUCCUGAAGCGCGCAUGGCAGUCCGCUGAUCCCUUUGACUGGGACGGCAAGUAUUAUCAGUUUAAGGGGUUCAGCAACCAAGUGCGCCCCGUGAACGGAACCAGUAUCCCUAUUUCAGUCGGCGGGUCGUCAAACGAGGCGUACCGCAUCGGCGGAAGUCUGGCUGAUAUUUUCGGUCUCUGGGGAGAACCUCUUAAGGAAACCAAGGAGCAGAUCGACCGCAUCUAUGCUGAGGCCGAGAAGGCGGGACGCACUGACCGGCCGCGCAUUUGGGUUACGUUCCGGCCCAUCGUCGCCGAGACGGAAGAGCUAGCGUGGGCCAAGGCGCAUCGCAUACUCGACGCCCUAACCGACAACCGGGCUGAUGGCAAGAGCCGGGUGCCCGCCGGUGCUCCUCCGCCGCAGAACGUUGGUUCGCAGCGGCUCCUUGACAUCGCGAAGCGCGGCGAGGUGCAGGACCGUGCGCUAUGGUAUCCGACUGUGACGGCUACUAACGCGCGCGGCGCAUCGACAGCGCUUGUGGGUUCGGUACAGACGAUAGUUGACUCGCUUCUUGACUACGUUGAUUUAGGGGCUGAGUUGAUUUCUAUCCGUGGUUAUGAUAAUCUAAACGAUGCCAUUGACUACGGACGUUACGUGUUACCUAAGGUGCGCGAAGCGUUGAAGGAAAGGGAGAGUCGCUCUAAUGGAGCCAAUUGAUAGCGGCAGAAUAUAUUAAUAUAUCAUGAUGAGAUAGUUGCUACUAUUGCUAUUCAGUAUCUAUCUUAAAUUCUGAACCCUUAAAGGGUCAAGUGACACAUGUUCUGGC
Molecule: messenger RNA, 1298 nt
Organism: Daldinia decipiens
Lineage: Eukaryota; Fungi; Ascomycota; Sordariomycetes; Xylariales; Hypoxylaceae
Product: bacterial luciferase-like protein
Exons: 1
Coding region: 86-1189 (367 amino acids)
Molecular function (GO): oxidoreductase activity, acting on paired donors, with incorporation or reduction of molecular oxygen
Source: RefSeq, a predicted model, not a curated record